AUGGAAAUAAAGAUGAGAAGCUGGUGGUGGGUUAAGGAGAAGAAGAAGCAGAUGGCUUUGGUGUUCAUAACAGUAAUGAUGAUUCUCCAAUUCCAAAUGAAAGGAUGUGUAGGCUGUGUGGAAACUGAACGGAUGGGUUUGUUGCAGCUCAAGUCGUAUCUCAACUCUUUUAGUAGUUACAAAGAUGAAAAUAUUCUCAAGUCAUGGAUUGAUGAUGAUCCUACAAGUGAUUGCUGCAAUUGGGAGAGCAUAAAGUGCAGUGAUGCUAUUGGUGGCCACAUCGUCGACCUCUCACUUAGUUUACUCACGUCCCUCAGCUUGGAUCAAACUUGUGGUUUAAAUCUUUCUUUGCUCCAUACCUUCCCUCAACUCAAAACCCUUGACUUGUCAUUGAAUGAUUUCAGUCACUUGUUUGAUCCCAUCCAUGGUUAUAAGAGCUUUCAGAGACUCCAGAACUUGGAGUUCCUUGAUUUGUCUUAUAAUAAAUUCAACUACAGUUUAAAUAAUUUCAGGGAAUUGGAAGAAUUGGAUCUAAGUUUGAAUAGUCUACACGACUUCGAGGCUGGUGACGGGUUAAGAAAAACGAAGCUGAAAAAGUUAGAUCUUAGCAGUAACAUAUUCUCAAACACUUCUCGACUUAAAGGUAUAGAACAUUUUGUAGAGUUAGAAGUCUUGAGCUUGGCAUUCAACCAGUUUAACCCCAUCCAAUCUAUUCAAGGGUUAAGAAAAAUAAAGCUGAAAGAAUUAGAUCUUAGACACAACGAAUUCUCAGACAUUGCCGGACUUAAAGUACUCAAAGAUAUGCCAAAGUUGCAAGAACUUGAUCUAAGCGGCAAUGAUUUCACCGACUUAGACAGCCUAGGUUUAGUGUUUCCAUCCUCUUUACAAGUAUUGGAUCUUCAAAAUAAUCAAUUGUCGUCGGCCCACAAAGGCUACUCAAAGCUUUGCGGGUUGAUGAAUCUCCAAAAGCUGGAUUUAAAAAACAAUGCUUUGACAAGUAUGCCUAAUUGUCUGGGUAACUUAAGUCGCCUUCGAACUCUUGAUCUAUCGAACAACCAAUUGAACGGAAACCUAUCUUCAUUUGUGUCUGGUCUACCAUCAGCUCUUGAGUACUUGUUCCUUAUUGAUAAUAACUUCAAUGGUUCAUUCUUGUUCAACUCACUGGUCAAUCAAACAAGGCUCACAAUACUCACAUUGUCAUCAAAAGUUGGUUUGAUCCAAACUCAGGCUGAGAGCUCGUGGGUUCCACUAUUUCAGUUGAAGAUACUGAAGUUACAGAACUUCAUUCUUGGCAGCACGAUUCCUGGCUUUCUUUUUCACCAGCAUGACUUGUACUAUGUCGAUCUUUCACAUAACAAGUUGACCGGACCAUUUCCGACUUGGCUUGUGCAGAAUAACCCAAGAUUGGAGGCAAUUCUUCUGAAUAACAAUAGGUUGACAGAGCUUCAGCUACCUAGGCUUGUUCAUGGCUUAAUAUCUCUCGAUAUCUCGAGUAAUAUGAUAAAUGAUUCAAUUCAAGAAGAUAUAGGGGUGGUAUUUCCAACGCUGAGGUUUAUGAAUGUUUCUUCAAAUCAUUUUCAUGGAACCAUUCCAUAUCUUAUGGGAGAGAUGAAAACUCUAGCAUCAUUGGAUAUGUCUUCUAACGGUUUAUCAGGGCAGCUACCUAAAACAUUUUUGAGUGGCUGCUACUCAUUGGAAUUUCUAAGGCUCUCCAACAACCAAUUCCAAGCUGAGUCAUUAGAAGUUCUUGAUUUGCGGAACAACAAUUUUUCUGGAAAGAUUCUGAACACUAUGAGCAAGAUGUCUCGCUUACGUGUUCUUCUUCUGCGAAAUAACAACUUACAAAGUCAUAUUCCUGAGAAAAUAUGUCAGCUGAGUGAAGUUGGUCUCCUGGAUUUAUCUCACAAUAAAUUUAGUGGUGCUAUACCAUCAUGUUUGGGUAACAUGUCUUUUGGUACCGAAAGAGAUGACGAUAGAAUGCAAUGGGAAACCAAAUUUAUUGGAACAGGCAUUCAAUUUUUGCAAAAUUGGAGUUACAUACCAGCUAUUAACCCCGCUACCAACGAUGAAGGGCGUGGUAUUAUUUUCACAAUAGGAACCGUUGUGGAUUUUUUAACGAAAAACAGAUAUGAAGCAUAUCAAGGUGAUAUUAUUCAGUAUAUGUAUGGUCUGGAUUUGUCGAGUAACCGAUUAUCUGGUGAAAUUCCAGUUGAGAUUGGAAAUCUGGUGAACAUACGAUGUUUGAAUUUUUCAAGCAACCGUCUCACAGGCUCCAUACCAUAUAACAUUUCAAAGCUCAAGAACUUGGAGAGUUUGGAUCUAUCCAACAAUAAGCUCUAUGGAAAAAUCCCUCCUGUGCUGACUGACCUCAACAGUUUAGGAUACUUCAAUGUCUCAUGCAACAAUUUCUCCGGUGAAAUCCCUUUCAAAGGCCAUCUUGUAACCUUUGAUAAUAGGAGUUACAUAGGUAAUGCUCAUCUAUGUGGACUUCCUACAAAUAUCAGUUGCAACCCCACAAAAAAUCCAGAGGCAAAUGCAUUAACACAUUCCAAUGAGGAAGAAGAUGAUGUGAUGAUAGACAUGGAGUGGUUUUAUUGGACUUGUGGUGCAGUCUACAUCUCCACAUCCUUGGCCUUGUUAGCCUUCCUCUGCAUAGACUCACGUUGGUAUCAAGAAUGGUUUUAUCAUGUAGAUCUUUUCAUCCAUCAUCUUCAGCGCUACAAACGUUUUGCUUUCGGCAACUGA
Messenger RNA from Microthlaspi erraticum, 2745 nucleotides. The record is from the annotation of a GenBank genome assembly. NCBI's taxonomy places the organism in Eukaryota, Viridiplantae, Streptophyta, Magnoliopsida, Brassicales, Brassicaceae.